AUGGCAAAGGUUCCUGAUCUCAACAUACCCGCUUCGACGUCUACCGUCGAUGUGUCCAUCUUGAAUACUAGUGGUACGAUUCGCGGUCUCAGCCCUACCUUUUUCUUCGGGCCCAAAAUCGAAGGCCAUGAAUAUCUCGCGGGGCCUUGCUAUGCCUUCUUGAUUCAGCAUCCGGUUUCUAAACGGACCCUUGUGUUCGACCUCGGUAUUAGGAAGGACCUUGAAAAUCUCCCGGCGUCAACACGAGCAAAUUUUGACGCCAUGGGGGUUACCGUAACAGUACCGAAGCAUGUCCGCGAAAUACUUGAUGAGGAAGGAGUCGAUACUAAAAGUAUCGAAGCUGUAAUUUGGUCCCAUUCUCACUUCGACCACACGGGAAACCCGGCCACGUUCGAGCCUAGCACUACGCUGAUCAUCGGUCCCGGAACAAAGAAGGCUGUCUUCCCAGGAUACCCGGCUGACCCGAACUCCCCAUAUCUCCUCGAGUCCGAUCAUGCGGGCCGUGAGGUGAAAGAGCUCGACUUUUCCAACUCUAAUAUAAAAGUUGGGAAGUUCUCGGCCAUCGACUAUUUUGGAGAUGGUUCAUUCUACUUGCUCGAUACUCCAGGUCAUUGCAUCGGCCACAUUUGUGGCUUCGCACGCGUGACUAGCAACCCGGACAGCUUCAUCCUAAUGGGUGGAGACGGAGUGCAUCACGACGGCGAGCUGCGACCUAGCCAUUGGCACCCCUUGCCGGACUCCAUCUCGCCACACCCGUUCAGUCCUGUGACUGCAGCACCUUGUCCUGGUGAACUAUUCCACAAAGUUCUUCGUGAAGGCAAAGAUGAGCCGUUCUACCUUCCAGCAGAGGGUCCGUUCCACGAAAAUUCGUUACUGGCGACAGAGACGAUCAAGGGGUUACAAGAGUUCGAUGCGCACGAGGAAAUCUUUUUCGUUCCGGCUCACGACCAGUUCCUUAUUGGCGUAAUAGACUUCUUCCCGAAGCCUGCCAACAAUUUCUUGGAGAAGGGCUGGGUAAAGAAGUCUAGAUGGUUAUUCCUGGCGGACUUCGCCAAAGCCGUGGGGCAUGAGGGUAAGAUAGAGAGUACUGGAGAUUAUACUCCGCUUCCAAAGAAUAAAUAG
Messenger RNA from Daldinia childiae, 1122 nucleotides. RefSeq lists its product as uncharacterized. Bases 1 to 1122 code for a protein of 373 amino acids. The record is from RefSeq and is a predicted model, not a curated record. Lineage: Eukaryota; Fungi; Ascomycota; Sordariomycetes; Xylariales; Hypoxylaceae. The transcript has a single exon.